This is a messenger RNA of Zonotrichia leucophrys gambelii, 2091 nucleotides long. It is a transcript of the gene CELF6, whose product is annotated as CUGBP Elav-like family member 6. Gene Ontology annotation, biological process: regulation of alternative mRNA splicing, via spliceosome; mRNA splice site recognition. Lineage: Eukaryota; Metazoa; Chordata; Aves; Passeriformes; Passerellidae. The coding region runs from base 120 to 1559 and encodes 479 amino acids. Gene Ontology annotation, molecular function: mRNA binding. Gene Ontology annotation, cellular component: nucleus; ribonucleoprotein complex; cytoplasm. The record is from RefSeq and is a predicted model, not a curated record. The transcript is spliced from 13 exons.
UGCCGAGCGGGGCGGUGCCGAGCGGUGCCGAGGCGAGCCGAGCGGUGCCGAGUGGUGCCGAGCGGUGCCGGGCGGUGCCGAGCGGUGCCGGUCGGGCGGGGCGGGGCGCGGAACGGGCCAUGGCGGCGGCGGCGGCGGGCGAGGCGGCGGGGGCGGCGUUCAGCACCGCGAACAGCGGCCGGGUGAACGGGCUGAGCCGCCCGCCCGGCGCCAUCGCCAUGAAGGACCACGACGCCAUCAAGCUGUUCGUGGGGCAGAUUCCGCGCAACCUGGAGGAGAGCGACCUCAAGCCGCUCUUCGAGGAGUUCGGCCGCAUCUACGAGCUCACCGUGCUCAAGGAUCGCUUCACCGGCAUGCACAAAGGCUGUGCCUUUCUCACCUACUGCGCCCGCGACUCCGCGCUGAAGGCACAGAGUGCCCUGCACGAGCAGAAGACACUGCCAGGGAUGAACCGCCCCAUCCAGGUGAAGCCGGCCGACAGCGAGGGCCGAGGAGAAGACAGGAAGCUCUUUGUGGGCAUGCUGGGGAAGCAGCAGAGCGAGGACGACGUCCGCCGCCUCUUUGAGCCCUUCGGCCAGAUUGAGGAAUGCACCAUCCUCCGAGGGCCUGAUGGAGCCAGCAAAGGUUGUGCCUUUGUGAAGUACGGCAGCCACGCCGAGGCACAGGCUGCCAUCAACAGCCUGCAUGGCAGCCAAACUAUGCCGGGCGCCUCCUCCAGCCUGGUGGUGAAGUUUGCAGACACGGAUAAGGAGAGGACCCUGCGGCGGAUGCAUCAGAUGGCGGGGCAGCUGGGCAUCUUCAACCCCAUGACCAUCCAGUUCGGUGCCUACGGGGCCUACACGCAAGCGAUCAUGCAGCAGCAGGCAGCCCUGAUGGCGGCCGCGCAGGGCACCUGCCUCAACCCCAUGGCUGCCAUCGCUGCCGCCCAGAUGCAACAAAUGGCCGCCUUCAAUGUCAGCGGGCUGGUGGCUGCUCCCCUCACUCCCUCUUCAGGUACAAGCACCCCUCCGGGGAUCAGCACGGCGCCGGUGCCCAGCAUUGCCACGCCCAUUGGGGUGAACGGCUUCAGCCCGCUGCCGCCCCAGACCAACGGGCAGCCCGCCUCCGAGACCAUCUACACCAAUGGCAUCCACCCCUACCCAGCUCAAAGCCCCACGGUGGCAGACCCCCUCCAGCAGGCCUACGCCGGCAUGCAGCACUAUGCAGCAGCAUAUCCCACUGCCUACGCUCCCAUCAGCCAAGCCUUUCCCCAGCAAGCGCCCCUCAUCCCGCAGCAGCAGAGAGAAGGUCCCGAGGGCUGUAACCUGUUUAUUUAUCACCUGCCCCAGGAGUUCGGGGACGCGGAGCUCACGCAGAUGUUUUUGCCUUUCGGCAACGUCAUCUCUGCCAAAGUCUUUGUGGACCGUGCCACCAACCAGAGUAAAUGCUUUGGUUUCGUCAGUUUUGACAAUCCGACGAGUGCUCAGGCGGCCAUUCAGGCCAUGAAUGGCUUCCAGAUCGGCAUGAAGAGGCUAAAAGUGCAGCUAAAGCGGCCGAAAGACGCCAACAGACCCUACUGACCCCAGCUCAGCCUGCGGAGAGGUCGGACGUCCCGCAGUGUCUGACGACUUUCCCCUUCCCCAAGUGCAGUAUCCAAACCCGUAACUCUCUUUCUUUGCAACACACCCCGGAGGAGGAAAAGGAGGAGGAGGAGGAGGUGAAGGAGAAAACGGCAAAGAAGAGAGCGUUUUGGUCGUAGCUUUUCCUUUUUGAAUUUUUUCCCAAACUGGUCUUGUUUGUUGUUUAACGGGAAUGAGAGGAAGACAAGGAAGGAGGGGAGCGAUGCGGUGCCGGGGCUGCCAUUCGCCGCCGGCCGCUCGCCGGGACUCACCGGAUCCCUCACUGGGAGCAAGGCUGAUGGCUCCGGGCAGCCGGGCCACGAUCUACCUUUGUUUUUUGGGUUUUUUUUUAAAGCACUCAUUUGCUGCUACCGAUUUCCCAGGAGAAACGAGGAAAAGAGGCUCCAAAUGGAUUCUUAAACCAAAGCCGGUGGGACGGGACCAGCCUCGGGCGCUUCACCUGGAGGAUGUUUGUUUGGAUGAUAAAGAAAAA